GGAGCAGCCCGGCCGGUGCAGACAGCGUUCAGCGCCAUGGAGAGCAACGUGGUGCACAUCUACAAAGGGGACAGGUGUCCCUCGGGCCAGCCGGAGGACUGCUACCCAAACUUCACCUGGCAACCCGGUUUAUCGGACCCCUUCAACUACACACCCAACGGCACCUGGGAGACUGAGCCCGAGCCAAUGUCGCCCAUCAUCCCCAUCAUAGUCGCGGUGUACUCCGUGGUGUUUGUGGUGGGCUUGGCGGGCAAUUGUUUGGUGAUGUAUGUCAUCAUAAGAUACACCAAAAUGAAAACAGCCACCAACAUCUACAUCUUCAACCUGGCCGUGGCCGACGCUCUGGUCACCACCACCAUGCCCUUUCAGAGCACCGACUACCUGCUCAGCUCCUGGCCGUUUGGCAAGGUGGCGUGCAAGGUCUUCAUCUCCAUCGAUUACUACAACAUGUUCACCAGCAUCCUCACCUUGACCAUGAUGAGCGUGGACCGCUAUGUAGCUGUGUGCCACCCGGUCAAAGCCCUGGAUUUCCGCACACCUGUCAAGGCCAAAAUCAUAAAUGUGAUCAUCUGGGUGCUGUCGUCUGCCGCCGGGAUCCCUGCCAUGAUACUCGGCAGCACAAAGACCAAUAACGGGACUACAGAGUGCGCCCUGCAGUUCCCUGAACCCUACAGCUACUGGGACACCCUGAUGAAGAUCUGCGUCUUCAUCUUUGGUUUUAUCGCACCCGUCAUAAUCAUCACUGUCUGCUACACGCUCAUGGUGAUGCGGCUGAAGAGCGUGCGCCUGCUGUCAGGCUCACGCGAGAAGGACCGCAACCUGCGUCGGAUCACCCGUCUGGUUCUGGUGGUGGUCGCCGUCUUCGUGAUAUGCUGGACGCCCAUCCACAUCUUCAUCUUGGUUAACGUGCUGUCUGGGAAGGAGCCUGACACCACCGCCGUCAUGGCCGCCUACUUCUUCUGCGUUGCACUGGGCUACACCAACAGCAGCCUCAACCCCAUCCUCUACGCCUUCUUGGAUGAGAACUUCAAGAGGUGCUUCAGAGACUUUUGCUGCCCGGGUGCCCAAGGACAUGGAGACUCUCAUGGGGUGAGCCGGGUGAGGAGCACCCUGCGGGACCACACGUGUCCCACAGAAGGACGGGGAGACAUGAGACAGGCAAGGCCCGUAUGA
Molecule: messenger RNA, 1173 nt
Organism: Plectropomus leopardus (leopard coralgrouper)
Lineage: Eukaryota; Metazoa; Chordata; Actinopteri; Perciformes; Serranidae
Gene: oprk1
Product: opioid receptor, kappa 1
Biological process (GO): G protein-coupled opioid receptor signaling pathway; neuropeptide signaling pathway; sensory perception of pain
Cellular component (GO): plasma membrane; neuron projection
Molecular function (GO): neuropeptide binding; dynorphin receptor activity
Source: RefSeq, a predicted model, not a curated record